AUUAUUCUUACCUCCAUUAUGAGUUCCAAUACCAGACGGUCAGGCUCACCCAGUCCACAGGGACUCCAGCGUCCUACAGCAAAAAGAUCACCGUCCAUUUUAGUAACAGACUCCCGGACUCACUACGUUAAGGGAGCUCGAGCACCCUUCGCAGGACACAACUACAAGAAGCAGCAACAGCAACAGCAACAGCAACAACAGCAACAGCAACAGCAGCAACAGAAUAAGCUUCUCAGUAAUUCCAGUGAUAUUCCUUCUGGACAAAGUAGACUCCCUUCCUUAAUUUCCAGUACCAUUCGAAGCUCAUCUCCCUAUGGUCGUACUAUGUCUCCUACUCUAGGAGCUCAACCCCUGGAAAGUUUACGACGUAAUAUCAGAAGUAUUCCCAAAUUAUCUCAAUCCUUACCAUCCAGAACAUCCAAAACAUCCCAGAAAUUGGUUCUUAUUCCUGAUCAACAACGGUACAAUUCGCCUCCACCUCAGAAUAUCACAUCACAAUCUUCAUCUCAAGAUUUACAUACUCAAAUCCAACGAUCUCGAGCUGAAUUAAUGGCUAAAGAAGCUCGAGCUCAGGAAUUCAGUCGUAUGACAGCAUAUUUCAUCUGUGAUCAAUUCAAUUUACUGGCAGUAUCCAAAUUUUUACGAGAGAAUCAUGAAGUUAAACCUCGGAUGUAUGACGAAGCUCUUUAUGUUCCGUAUGCUUUACCAUUAUUACCAGGUACUGAUGGAUUUCGAGUAAAAUCCAACAAUUCCAUGAAAUUACAGGCUAAUAAGCGUAUAAUGGAGAAGUUAAUUAAUCGUAGUGAACAGGCAACUCAUUUAUAUGAGUAUUAUUCUGGAGUAGAGACUCCUGAAGAUGCUAACAAUUAUUCGAUGGAUCCCGAGACGGAGAAUUUCGAUAAUUCCCCCUUUGAUCCCUCUGAACCGCAAUUCUUUGCUCCUCCUUUAGAAACUAGCCGGAUUAGUGAGGAUGGAGUUAAUAGUAUCAAUAGUAUCAAUAGUGCCGAAUCUGCCACUUCUGUAAACUCUCCUAAUGGAGAAACUACCACUUCCAAUUCUAAUUCUAAUUCGCAUUCCAAUUCAAAUUCAAAUUCAAAUUCAAAUUCAAAUUCAAAUUCAAAGAGAUCAUCUCAUAAUAUUCAUACUCAAGCUGAGAUAUCCAAACACCAUGCCGAAAUGUUUAUCUUUGCUUAUGGGAUUGUGGUAUUCUGGAAUUUUUCAGAGAUCCAUGAAAAGAAUAUUUUAGCCGAUUUGGCCUUUGCAUCAGAUGAACCUGAACCACUAUUAAUUAACCCUAUAGAUGAACAAGAUAUUGAAACUGAAGAGUUUCAUUUUGAGUAUGAUAAUCAGAUCCAUCGUCCACGGAUUUAUAAUGAUAUGAUCACCUUACGGUCGGGAGAUCAUCUUAUUAAAUUGACUAUGUCUCAUGCUAUAGCUCAACUGACUAAAUUAUGUUUAUUUGAGAGUCGAAUGGUGAAUGUUUUACAACUGAUUUCUAAAUUACCCAGAAAAUUAGCAUUAACUGGUAGAUUAGGACUUAAGAGAACUCAAUUACUUAAGAAAUCAGGGAAAUUAUUUAAACUCCGAGUGGAUGUUAACCUUUCUAGUUCAAUUCUUGAUACACCCGACUUCUUCUGGUCGUUUGAACCAGCUUUACAUCCUCUUUACAAUGCAGUUCGUGAAUAUCUUGAAAUCGAUCAACGAGUUCAAGUACUUAAUGAUAGAUGUAAGGUAUUCUUAGAAUUUCUGGAUAUUGUUAGUGAUAGUAUGAAUGAAAAGAAUACCAAUCGGAUUACAUGGAUGAUUAUUGUUAUCAUCUUUCUCAGCUUAUUUGUUAGUCUCUUUGAGUUCUUACUUGAGAUUAUAUAGUGGAAUAUAAGUUUCAUAAUAAUAGAAAAAACAUAUAUUACAUAAUCUACAUCAUUAAUUGAAGCAUACUAAUAGAGGUAUACUUAAGAUUAAAUAGAAUCUCUACA
Messenger RNA from Scheffersomyces amazonensis, 1976 nucleotides. RefSeq lists its product as uncharacterized. Lineage: Eukaryota; Fungi; Ascomycota; Pichiomycetes; Serinales; Debaryomycetaceae. The record is from RefSeq and is a predicted model, not a curated record. The transcript is spliced from 3 exons. Bases 19 to 1869 code for a protein of 616 amino acids.